AUGGCACCAUCGCCAAUUAAACCACCAAGUUCAUGGGAUCAUGACGAAUCUCCUACUAAACGAGCAAAGACGAUUCAUGGUCUUAGUCAACCCCGAUAUACAACUAUCCCGUCAUUGAGAUAUCAAGAACGCGAGCACAUCGUGGGUGAGGAUGAGGAUGAGGAUGAAGAUGGCGAAGAUGGCGAAGAUGAUGAAGAACUAUCAGAACAUGAAGGUGCAACUCAAGAAGAACAUGAGCUACAUCAUAAAAUUAGACAACUUAUCAAACUGCGUAAUGAUCGACAGUUUCAUGAACUGAUUAAAAAACUUGAGGCUGAAAGUCUCGCGAAAGCCAAAGAUAGGUGGUCCAAGAUUAUUGACAAGUAUAGUCAAAUUAAUGACGAUGCCGUAAGUGAUGAGAUUGAUAUUGUGUCGGGGCGAGUAGUGAGAGAUAACGGGCAUCUACGAAGAAUGAAGGUAAAACGAUCGCAAAGGAGAUCAAAUUUGCGAGAUCGAGGUGCUGGUUCAAGCUCUGAACUGGUAUCUGAACUUGUCUCGGAAACAGAAUCUGAAUUUGAUUCCGAAUAUGAGACUGAACCCGAAUUUGAAUCGGGCUUUGGCGAGGGAUCUGAAAGCGAACUCGACGAAGUUGAUUUAUCGAUAGCAGACUCAAGCACUUCAUCAGAAAAUACUAGUUUAAGCAUUAUCCAGGGCCAAGAUGAGACUGAAAAGGACGCGGAAGACGAGUAUAGAGCAAUACGCAAAGACAAUGAAACUUUGAGCGUUAACAACAAUAACAAUAUGACUAAUAAUCACAACAAUUCACCAACGAAAAGAAAAGUUGAAAAAGGACUUAUACCCCUGCCAACAAAGCUUACACCAUUACCAAUACUACGACAUCUGGGCAAAGACAAGGAAAAAAUUCAGCUUACGAAGCGUAUAGUAUUCCCAAUAUUACGACAUCCGGACAAUGUCGAAGUAGAUAAUACAUCUGAUCGAUCAGACCUGCCAGAGCAGGAUUCUAUUGAUGAACUAUUCAAUAGUUGA
Molecule: messenger RNA, 1026 nt
Organism: Lodderomyces elongisporus
Lineage: Eukaryota; Fungi; Ascomycota; Pichiomycetes; Serinales; Debaryomycetaceae
Exons: 1
Coding region: 1-1026 (341 amino acids)
Cellular component (GO): nucleus
Molecular function (GO): histone binding; protein heterodimerization activity
Source: RefSeq, a predicted model, not a curated record